Symbiodinium sp. CCMP2592 is the source of this 1968-nucleotide messenger RNA. NCBI's taxonomy places the organism in Eukaryota, Dinophyceae, Suessiales, Symbiodiniaceae. The record is from the annotation of a GenBank genome assembly.
AUGAUUGCAGAGUUGUGGCACUGGUGUUACAAAGCUUUGUCCUUGGGAUACUCUGCUCCUGCGCUGUGGCAGAAUGGGCUGGACGAGCUCCUUCCAGACUUGGACGUAGACAACACCAUCAGCUUCGCUGACAAGAAGGAGCUCGGGUCGCAAGCAGCAAUCGCACCUGCGAAAGUCUGCGAGGCCGGAGAAAACCAGGAGACUCUGUUUGCAAAGCCGCCAAGCAAAGUCGAAGAGGUCAAGGAUGGCAAGGACCUGCCACCGGCCAUCCUGAUGUCCCUAGCACCAAUGCCUGGUGUCAAAACCCCCGUGGAGGCGAAGCUGAAGGAGCCCGACGCCGUGGCUGAGAGCAAGCCGACCGAAGUCAGCAGCCUCGCCCGGACGGACCUCGCUGCGGAUGACAUCCGAGCGAUAGUGAAAGCAGAAGUCGCCUCCGAGCUAGCAUCGGUCUUCGACAGGAUUGACAGUUUGAAGAAGUCCUGUGAUGCACUCGCCGAGGAGCUGUCGCGGAUGAAGGGCUCCGCAGCUGAGGAGCUUGAGAAGCUGAGGGCCCGGAUCUCCGAAGCUCCUGCAGCUGCCAAGCACUCGACGGAGGAUGUGGAGGAGCUGCAGCGGUCUGUGAAGAAAGAGCUGUUCGAUGUCCAACAGGUGUUCAACAGUGAGCUCAAAGACUUGAGCGCGCUGCUGGAGGACAGAGACGCAAAGUUUGAGGCGCUGGCUCAAAAAUACUGCCAGGCAAAGUUUGCUGAAUGGGAUCCCAAGAUCACCACGUUCCCUGGGCUUUACCUUUCAAGCUCUUUGGCGCGGGGGGCAGGCAACAGUGGCAUGAGCUUCUGCAACAAAGACUUGCUGCGGCUUGACAACGUGGUCUUUGGCUUCGGGGUGAACCUCAUCAGCUACAGACUGUUGCGGAGGAACUUGGAUCCCAGCAAGGCAGCUGCUCAAUCUUUGAUGCUGUCCCUUUAUCCCAUUCACUUCUUCUACCAGCUUCUAUACUACACUGAUGUUGGCUCGCUUUUCUGGGUCUUGCUGGUCCAGGACCUCGUGACACCCGAAAGGGGUCAGGCAUUGCCCACAGCCCGGCGAAUUUGGAUGGCGGCCGGCGCGGGUGCAGUGGCAGUGCUCUUUCGGCAAACGAAUGCCGUUUGGCUCAUGUUCAGCUUUGGGACUGCAGCCUUGCAGGACCUGCAGUCUUCAAAGUGGGGUGAGCUUAGGGGCGAGGACUUAUCCUUCCUGAAGCUCGUGACCUUCGUCAAGGCCCUUCUGCUGGAGUCCAGAAGACUGCUCGGACGCCUCGGGAUAAUGUUGGUCCCAGUGGUUCUCUUCAUCCUUUUCGUCGCCUACAACGGCUCCAUUGUGGUCGGGGAUCACUCGAACCACGAGGUUGCUCCGCAUUGGGCCCAGCUUUGUUAUCUCAGCGCGGCCGUCGCGGCGACCUUGUCAGUGGAGGACUCGGCCCUGUCUCCCAGGUGGAUGAGAAACUUCAUAGAAGCCUGUUGCAAGAGCUUUAGCCGAUUUCUUCUGUCAGCUCUGGCAUUGGCCAUGAUGGUGGGUGUCGUGCACAGAUACAGCCUUGCACAUCCCUUUUUGCUGGCAGACAACCGACACUACACAUUCUACUUGUGGAACCGAUUUCUCAAGCGUCCCUGGCUAAGAGAUAUCCUCGCUCCGGCAUACUUGUAUGCAGCUUGGUAUGUCUCCAAGCGGCUCAGCCAGGCUCAGUCCGGACUUUGGGUGUUAAUUUGGUGGGUGGCUGCUUGUCUCACCUUGGUUCCUGCACCUUUGCUGGAGCCGCGCUACUGGACAACGGCCGUCAUCAUGGCACAUUUGCACUUCUACGACCGCUCGUGGUGCAGCAUAGUACUCCUCACGACGGCCUACCUGGUGGUGAACAUUCUGACGUUGACUGUCUUUGCUUACAAACCGUUUGCAUGGCCAAGUGGUGAGAUCGCGCGCUUCAUGUGGUAG